AUGCCCAAGAAAGCAGUUUUACUAAAAUCUUUAACCAGAGGACGUAUAAGAGCAUCUUUCAACAAAUACAAUUUAUUCAAUCUUUAUAAAAAGGGUAAGAUCGACUUUAGAACAAAGACGUUAUACCAACAAAAAUUUUAUGCUAAACAAGAGACAAGAGCCUAUCAUGGUGAACACCUUACCGAAGGUAGAUUCAACACUUUAUUUUCUUCCAAAUUGAAUUCUGUGGCUCAAUUAGAUGCCUCGUUGCGUAAAAGUGGGGGCAACACAAAUAAUAAACUGAAGGAGACCCCUUAUAUUCUGCAAACUUAUGCCACUUUAGAGAAAAGAUUAGAGUUUGCUUUAUUUAGGGCCAUGUUUGCAUCUUCUAUUAGACAGGCCAGACAAUUCAUAUUACACGGAAAUGUUUUUGUUAAUGGUAUUAAGAUGCGUCAUCCCGGUUACCCCUUGAAACCUGGUGAUAUUUUUCAUGUUAAACAGGACAAAGUUCUAGAAGCAUUAGGUGCUAAAAAACCAAGUUUAGAAGAGUCUUUGAAAAUUGAUAAGAUUCAAAUUGAAGAAUGGAAUCAAUAUGUUAAAGAUGCAAAGGAAAAUCCUAAAAAGGCAUGGGACGAAAAAAUUGCAAAAUUUAAAAAUAAAAAUGCUUCCUAUGAAGAGAAAAAAGAAUUUAGUGAAUUUAUUCAGCAAUAUCGUAAUAACAUCGAGAAAGAUGAGCGUAGAGAAUUAGAAUCUUCCACAAAUAAAAGUCUUUUAAAUAAAAUAUUAGAAUUACAUUAUGAUAAAUUGAAAUGCAAUCAACCUGAAUCAAAUAAUAGUAAAAAAGAACAAAAUAAUACUCCAUUAACCUUAAAAGAUAUUCAACAACUUGUAAAUAAAGAUAAUACUGAAAAAUUGGCACAUGAUUUAAUGAAAUGUUAUCAAGAUUUAAUCAAAUCUGGACUAAUUGGCUGGGAUAAGCUCUCGUCCUUAAUUAAAGAUAAAAAAGAUGAAGAUUAUGAAAAUAUAUUAAAAAAGUAUGGCGAAAAACUAUCCUCCUUACCAAAAGAUUUCACAGACACUCUAUCAGUUAAUGAAAAGGGUCUGAUUAGAUCAGCAAAUAAGCUUUUAGCAGAAGUGGCAAAUAAAUAUUCUUUACAAUUAAGCACAUAUUAUAGACAAUUACUCAAUGACGUUAAUUCAGAAAAUAUUCCUUAUGAUCCAAAUUGGGUUGAUCAGUUAGAUUAUCAUCCAGCAGUAGAUUUUGACAAAUUGAAAGAAAAUGAAAGAAAAGAAAUGAAAGCCAUCCAAUUACCAUGGCAAAAGGGUUACACUUACGGGCGUAAAGAUAUUUCAAAACCAUAUUUUACUCCAUGGAAACCAAGACAAUUUUUAGCCCCAUUUGCAAUCUUACCAAACCAUUUAGAAAUCUCAUUUAAAACGUGUUCUGCCAUCUAUCUAAGAGAUCCAAUUGCCCGUCCAGGUCAAUCCGAAGUUAUUUCACCUUUUGCUUUGAAUGUUCAUGAAAGAGCAUACAUGUACUAUGUGAGAAAGGGUAGGUAA
This is a messenger RNA of Arxiozyma heterogenica, 1539 nucleotides long. RefSeq names its product mitochondrial 37S ribosomal protein uS4m NAM9 (gene NAM9). NCBI's taxonomy places the organism in Eukaryota, Fungi, Ascomycota, Saccharomycetes, Saccharomycetales, Saccharomycetaceae. The record is from RefSeq and is a predicted model, not a curated record. Gene Ontology annotation, molecular function: rRNA binding; structural constituent of ribosome. Gene Ontology annotation, biological process: ribosomal small subunit biogenesis. Gene Ontology annotation, cellular component: mitochondrial small ribosomal subunit. Bases 1 to 1539 code for a protein of 512 amino acids. The transcript has a single exon.